This is a messenger RNA of Bipolaris sorokiniana ND90Pr, 1254 nucleotides long. RefSeq lists its product as uncharacterized. The transcript is spliced from 2 exons. Gene Ontology annotation, molecular function: metal ion binding; alcohol dehydrogenase (NAD+) activity. Bases 1 to 1254 code for a protein of 417 amino acids. Gene Ontology annotation, cellular component: mitochondrion. Lineage: Eukaryota; Fungi; Ascomycota; Dothideomycetes; Pleosporales; Pleosporaceae. The record is from RefSeq and is a predicted model, not a curated record.
AUGCCAAGCUCUAUCAAUCAAGGCUCCCUCCGCGUACGGCAAACAAUCCAACAACUUCCUAUCCCCGCUCGAAAAGGCUACAAUGCGACAUUGAACUCAGAAUACAUCCAGGACAUUGUCAAUGCAAUCGGCACAUGGGGCUGCCAACGAUUGAUCAUAGUACACUCCAAAGCCCUGGACGAGAACACCGAUGUUAUCAAGAAACUGAAAGAGAAACUGGGCUUUUUUGCAGUGGCCUCCAAGUCUGGUGUCGGCGCACACUCCCCAUACGAUGAUGUGCUGGAUAUAACAAGAUUAAUAUAUGAGAACAAUGCAGAUUGUGUAGUCAGCAUCGGAAGCAGCAGUUACUCGGACGCAUGCAAGAUUGCCCGCUUGAUGCACGCCAACCUUGCCACGGAUAACCUCAACAUAGAAACAAUGGAAGCCCUGGUUGAUCAAAAAAAGGGGAAAGCAGAUGGCCUGAAAGACCCAAGCAUCAAACUGAUUGUCGUGCCAACCAGUCUUUCGGCCAGUGAAUGGAACAACAAUUCAUCAGCGACAAAUCCUCAAACACGCAAGAAACAGCAUUUUGCCAGCGACCACGCAGCCCCGGAUCUGAUCCUUCUCGACCCAGAAGUAGCAGCUACAUCGCCUCGGAAACUCUGGCUAUCAAGCGGCAUCCGCGCUGUAGAUCACUGCGUCGAGACCAUGCUCAACAAACAGUGCACAGAGGAGAUCUUCUUUCACAUGGAAAACGCACUCCGAACGCUCCUGCGCGGCUUGAAAUCCUACAAAACAGGUGAGGCAGACGACAAGUACUCUGAGCUUCUCGAAGGUAUCGCAAAUUGCCAACUUGGGGCUCGAGAUGCGAUGAUGGGCCUGAUUCUGUGGGAUAUCCCAAUGGGGCUUUCGCAUGCUAUUGGGCACCAGUUGGGCAGCAUUUGCGGCGUUAUACAUGGUGUUACGUCGUGUAUCAUGCUUGCGCCUGUGAUAAGGUAUACAGCGACCAAGUCGGAUAAGCAGGGGGAGAUUCAAAAGCGGGUGCUAGAGAUUUGGAAUGGGGCGUUGUGUGCUGAGGAAUCGGAUCUUGCGGAUGCGGUUAGUGGUUUUGUCAGGUAUCUUGAGCUGCCCAGAACGCUGAAGGAGGUUGGUGUUGAGAAGCAAGAGGAUAUUGAUAAGGUGGCUGAAAGUACAUUGACGGAUGUUUUUGGAGCCAUGGAGGGCAUGGGCGGAAAGGAAGAUGUGCUUGCUAUUUUGGAUUCUGCAAAAGGCUGA